UCCAGUCUUCAACCCCGCUUGAUGCAGCCGACUUUUCUGACCGAACUUCACCUCCGGUCGCCAUCUUUUGCUCCGUGCAGCUAACGGAUAUUAAAGUCUAAUGAGGAGGACGCGUGUUUUUGGAGGUGAGGGAAGGAAGAAGGGAGGGGAGAGUCUCCAAGUGCAAAGCCUGAGUAGUAGUAGUUAAAAUGUGAGGUACGGGCUGCAUCUCUCCUGAGGACACCAACUUCUUUUUACAGCGCCUAAUACCUGCAUUAUUAUGGAAAUCAUUCACUCGAGCAUCCAGUACUUUAUGGUUUUCUUCCUCUUUUAUGUGCAAGAGGGAUUAUCAAGGGAUUACUCAGCACAUCUUGGGCAAAACAUUCUAUUAAAGAGAGGCAAGCGUCAAAGCAAACCAGCCAAACCAGUGCUGAAGGUGACUGACUACCACGUGAAGUGUUCUGUGGUAUCCCGCUAUGCUGUCACCACGAUCCACAGUUCCAUAUGGAACCAGCUGGCCAUCACCAAAGAGGCUGCCUUUGAGGUCGACCUGCCAUCAUCUGCAUUUAUAUCCAACUUCUCCAUCACGUCCAACAGCAAGGUAUACGCAGCCCAGGUGAAGGAACGAGCCACAGCCAGGAAAAUAUACGAUGCUGCUAAGAAGCAAGGAAAAACAGCAGGACUUGUCGCUACAAAAGAGAGGGAGAUUGAGAAGUUUCGUGUGGCGGUGAGUGUACCGCCAGGAACUCGGAUGUCCUUCUCCGUGACGUACGAAGAUCUGUUACCGCGCCGACUGGGCCGCUACGAGCUCAGCGUGGGUCUGAGGCCCGGCCAGCCUGUGCAGAACCUUACGUUAGAUGUCACAAUAGCAGAGCGAACAGGCAUCAGUUUCAUCAAGGCCCUACCACUUAGGACCAGCAGAUUACUCUUUAACAACGCUCAAGGUGAUGCAGACCCUCCUGCAUCUACUCAAGUUGAACAGAGUCCAGGCUGCGCUCGUGUUCGUUACACUCCCACUCUUCAACAGCAGAACAUCAUUUCCCCCAAGGGUCUCAAUGCAGACUUUGUCAUUCAGUAUGAUGUGAACCUCACAGACCUCAUGGGUGACAUCCAGGUGUUUGACGGCUACUUUGUUCAUUACUUCGCACCUAGAGGACUUCCUGUCGUUCCCAAGGAUGUCAUAUUUGUCAUUGAUGUCAGUGGCUCCAUGAUAGGCACCAAAAUAAAACAGACCAAGCAGGCAAUGAGCACCAUCCUCGGGGACCUGAGGGAAGGAGACCACUUUAACAUCAUCACUUUCUCAGAUAAGGUUCACAUGUGGAAGAAAGGACGAACGGUGCGGGCCACUCGGCACAAUGUACGAGACGCCAAAGAGUUUGUAAAGAGGAUUAUUGCUGAAGGAUGGACUAAUAUCAAUGCAGCUCUGCUCUCGGCUGCCCAGCUAGUCAACCCUCCAUCCUCUGGCUCCCGCCGUGUCCCUCUUGUCAUUUUCCUCACUGACGGUGAGGCUACAAUGGGAGUAACCGCAGGUGACACCAUCCUGAGUAAUGCCAAAAAAGCGCUGGGUUCAGCAUCGCUCUUUGGCCUCGCUUUUGGGGACGAUGCAGAUUUCCUGCUCCUGAAACGUUUGGCUCUGGACAACAGGGGCGUCACUCGAAUGGUUUACGAGGACGCAGACGCUGCCUUGCAGCUGAAGGGCUUUUACGAUGAAGUAGCCAGCCCGUUGCUCUCGGACAUCCAGCUGAAUUAUCUGGAUGAUCAGGCGUUUGAUGUCACCCGCUCGCUGUUCCCAAACUACUUCCAAGGCUCUGAGUUGGUGGUGGCUGGAAGGUUUAAACCCGGGCUGAAGGAUUUGAAGGUGUCCCUAUCUGCCUCUGAUGCCAAGCAGCGUGUCAAGCUGGAGAAUGAUGUUUUGAUCUCCACUACAAGCGAGAACAGCACUUCACAUUUGUUCGGGUGCUCAGGGAGUUCUAAAGGCAUCUCCAGUUUUGUGCAUCGCCUCUGGGCAUAUUUCACCAUUAAGGAGCUGCUCCUUGCCAAACUCAACACCACUGAUGCUGUCACCCAGAAGUUGCUGGCAGACAAGGCUACCAAUCUGUCCCUCAAAUAUAACUUUGUUACACCCGUCACAUCUUUAGUUGUAAUUAAACCAGAUGCAGAUGAAAUAACUCCAACCACUGCAAAGCCUACUGUCCCAGCUACUAUAACCACGACGGCGACAAGCACAGCUACAACCAAAACAUCAGCAGCUGGUGCUGCAAAGAGGCUCACUUCCUCCGCCAACCCAAGAGCCAAAAAAGUAAAGCCAAACCCUCCUCAGCCGCCGCCAAGACAACCUAAAAAGACGUCAGUACCACUUUUCACUGCAAAAAUUGUGAAAACGACAACCUCAAGCCCCGCUUCCACUAAAACCCCCCCAGCACCAUUCUCUGGCAGAAAGCCUUCCCAAAAUGAUUCUAAAAUUUCCCCUGCGCCUCAUUAUGGAAAAAUUUCCACCUCUUCUCUCCAUUUUCUUAAGACGGCCCAGCCUCCUGCACCUGGAAAAGUCUCCGCCCCCUUUCCCAGCACUUUGAGUACAACGCCAGCCUCCACAAGCGCCACAGUGCCCAGCACACCUCCUUGCCUAACCCCCCAGCCUGCUACAAAGGGGAGAGAGCUGGAGAGCAGCACCACAUCUCCCAUAGAUCAUCCAAACAUUACCACUACGCUGCCACAGCUCUUGUCCACGCCCACUCCGGCCGCUGCUCCAGAUUUAGAAGGAAACCACAGAAACGCUGCUGCUGAGAGUGACGAGCGCGUGGCCACCCUGGUAGAAGCCACCUUUGCACCCAUGCCUGGUGUAACGGAUGGGCCAAGGCUGUGGGAGGCGGCAGGACUUCUGGAUGUUUCUACCUCUAUUCAGAUCCAGAGAAAAGAUAUUGACCUUGUGAAAGACUAUGACGCAACCUAUGAUUACGACUAUGAUCUCAACUAUGAUGCCUGGGACAAUGCUGCAGACACAGAAUCCUUUGUGCUUGGGAGUGAGGAAGACUGUCCUUUAGUUGAAUGUCUUGUGCUUUUAGAACCUCCAUCCAGACUGAGCGCUGAGCACUUUUCCUCAUCAGUUGAUGGAGAUCCUCAUUUUGUAGUUCAGUUGCCGAAGCAACAACAGAACUUGUGUUUCACUGUGGAUGGCAGAGCUAAUGAUGUGCUCAGGCUGGUAGAGGACCCACGGAUAGGUCUCAUCGUGGAUGGCCACCUAACAGGAGCUCCCUCCAAGCGUGGUGUUGAAAACCACCCCAGAACAUACUUUGACCAGCUGACAAUCUCCGCCAACACAGGACGCUCCGGCGACAUUAUGAUCACAGUCUCAUUAGACAAGGUGGUGGUGGAAGGGGAAGGACGGGAUGCUCUUAUCAUCAAUCAAACAGGAUCGGUAACAAGACAGGGCGUGACGGUUGCCAUUGACAACCACAGGGGCUGCUGGAUAGAGUUGGCCAAAGGUGUGCAGUUCCUGGUUCUCUUCCACCGUUACAAGCACCCCAGCUACCUGCAGAUGGCCCACUUGGGCUUCUACAUUACACAUGGACAAGGGCUGUCAGCCUCCACUCAAGGCCUGCUGGGCCAGUUUCAGCAUGCUGACAUGAGUGUUGCAGCAGUGAGGGACCACCAAGAUGCAGACCUUCAUCAUGAUAACCACAAGGGAACUUUAGCCCGUGGGAUCCUGAAGUGGGAGUCAGAACUGAUGCCAGUCACCUUGCAGGACAAGAUGGUAAAAGACACAGUCCAGAUACGACAUGCAGCCCAGUGUUGGGUGGUGCCCAAGUGGGAGAUAGAGAGACUACUGGGUCAUCCAUACGAGAGCUAUGUGGUGGAUCAUGUGUCAUUCUAGCUGAACCAUCUCCACCCUGUCGCCUCUUUGUUGCAUCGCUCAGAUCCAAGUCGGUAUCAUGACAUUGUUUAACAAAGGAUGAACAUGAGUGCCAACUCCAUUGGAUGACAGUGUUGUCAUAUUUUAGUGACAUUUUCUGGUUGGUGGAGCAGAUUAGAGACUGCAGUGAAAGCUGCAUCUACAGAUUAAAAACAAGGACACGCACAAAUAAUAUGGUGUUGGUGCCUUCACCAUCAUUGAACUGCAUUUAAGCUGCUUGUUCUCUUGUUCACAUGGCAACCACAGAGUCUGUUUGUGAAGUCACCAACAGCUGCAGCAAUAAUCAUUGGUUUGUUUGUCACAUGGCAAAUGUAUUAUUUCAAAAUCACUUGUAAUCGCCUACAAUUGUAUUAUUAUGAUGCGGUACUGUUUAGUAAAAGAGCAAGAGAAGUAUUAUUGUAUGUACACGUUGAUCUGUUUUCACCUUGAAAGAGAAUCACAGACAGUUUUUCCAGAUUCGCCAUGUGCUUUUUUUUUUUUAUUUUUCUAUCAUUUCAUUCAUAGUUUAAUUCAAUGUAUUUGUUACACAAGACAUUAGGCAUUGUUCACAUACUAGUGAUCAAACAAGGACAGUAAGUUUUCUACUACUCAGCCUAUUUUUUUAGUCAAUUCCAAGGGGUAUUGUCAAUAAUGGUCUCAAGGGCCAAACAAUGAGAAUUAAAACAGUACAACCACUCGCAGGGCUUUUGUUUUCAAUAAAUAAAACGAGUAGCUGUAAGAGCACUGUAUGUGGUACUGAGGAAGGAGGGCAUUGAACAUAUCAUUGCUGAAAGAGUAUUCCAGUUAUUACCGUGUCAUAUUUUC
This is a messenger RNA of Dunckerocampus dactyliophorus (ringed pipefish), 4693 nucleotides long. It is a transcript of the gene itih6, whose product is annotated as inter-alpha-trypsin inhibitor heavy chain family member 6. NCBI's taxonomy places the organism in Eukaryota, Metazoa, Chordata, Actinopteri, Syngnathiformes, Syngnathidae. The coding region runs from base 260 to 3850 and encodes 1196 amino acids. Gene Ontology annotation, molecular function: serine-type endopeptidase inhibitor activity. The transcript has 17 exons. The record is from RefSeq and is a predicted model, not a curated record. Gene Ontology annotation, biological process: hyaluronan metabolic process.